This is a messenger RNA of Talpa occidentalis (Iberian mole), 444 nucleotides long. RefSeq names its product cysteine rich protein 1 (gene CRIP1). Gene Ontology annotation, molecular function: zinc ion binding. The coding region runs from base 48 to 281 and encodes 77 amino acids. The transcript has 5 exons. Gene Ontology annotation, biological process: regulation of gene expression; intrinsic apoptotic signaling pathway in response to DNA damage. Lineage: Eukaryota; Metazoa; Chordata; Mammalia; Eulipotyphla; Talpidae. The record is from RefSeq and is a predicted model, not a curated record.
CCGCCCGCUGCCGCCUCAGCCUCCCGCGCCGGACCGGCCGCGCCGCCAUGCCCAAGUGCCCCAAGUGCGACAAGGAGGUGUACUUCGCCGAGCGGGUGACCUCCCUGGGGAAGGACUGGCAUCGGCCCUGCCUCAAGUGCGAGAAAUGUGGCAAGACGCUGACCUCGGGGGGCCACGCCGAGCACGAAGGCAAGCCCUACUGCAACCACCCCUGCUACGCCGCCAUGUUCGGGCCUAAAGGCUUUGGGCGGGGUGGCGCUGAGAGUCACACCUUCAAGUGAACCCAGGUGGUGCGGACCCCCUUCCUGGCCACCCUCGGAGCGUGGCCCCUGCGGCUAAUUCCAGGCUGGUCCCGGGCCCCGGUGUCCCCGGAGACCCCAUGCCCUCAAUAAACUGAGCACCGGGAAGACCUGUGUGCACCUGUGUGUACCUGCGCCGAGCUGG